Macrosteles quadrilineatus (aster leafhopper) is the source of this 1395-nucleotide messenger RNA. RefSeq lists its product as uncharacterized. NCBI's taxonomy places the organism in Eukaryota, Metazoa, Arthropoda, Insecta, Hemiptera, Cicadellidae. The record is from RefSeq and is a predicted model, not a curated record. Bases 25 to 1341 code for a protein of 438 amino acids. The transcript is spliced from 19 exons.
UCAGUACAGUUUACUGUUAUCAACAUGGAGCCCUUCCACCAUGUUCUUUGGAUGUCCGUUCUGGUGUUUCUAGUACUGGAGACGGCUGCGGUGUUACAGUGGGUAAAAGUCGACUUUCCAGUACAAACCGACCCAGAAUGGAUAGAGGUUUGGAAGGGAAAAACCGGCGGAGAAACUUCUUGGUUGAUGGAAAUGGAUGUUUUGAAUUCAGACGAAGAGUUUGAAUCUAGGCAUAGCAAAUACCCAGGAAAAGUACUUGCGAUUAACGUGAAAUACUCGGAACUUGAAACUUCCAAGAUGGUAGCUGCAGCUAAGUUCGCAAAAGAAAAUAUUCGAAAUGGCGUUUUCUUAACCGUCUCCGAAAAAGGUUUCUCAAAAAAGUUGGUACAGAAAUACCAACUAAAUUGGAUUGGUGUUAUGAUUGAAUCAGACAGUGGGAGUAACCUAAUAUGGGAUCCAGAUCCAAAGCUCACAUUUGAUGAAGUUAACAUUCCUACAGAAGCGAAAAGAUUCAUGCAAAACUACUGGGAUAAAAAAUCCGGUGGAAAAUAUCAUUGGUGGAUUCAUUCGGCUUCUUUGAACACAGAAGAGGCGUACGUAAACAGGUAUGAAACUUACAAGGACAAAGUAAUUGCGAUUUGUUUGUCACAGAAUCCAACUGAGAUAGCUAAACACGAGGGGAUUGCUGUGGCGGAGUUCGCAGGCAACAAUGUUAAUAAUGGAAUUUUCUUAACCGUCCCCAAACAGCUCUCCAAACAGUUAAAAACGAAAUACAAAAUAAAUUGGGGUAAUUUUUUGAUUGACUUGAAAGAUAAGAUCCAAAAAGUCAUCGUAACUGACAAAGCUGAAUACGAAAAAAGAUAUACAACCUACGAAGGCAAAGAUAUUUACACGUAUUUCCACAAGUACGACGUCCCUGCCAAAAAGGAUGAACUGGAAUUUCAUUUAAGAACUCAAAUGGAUUGGAUAGUCGAACAGGUGAAGAGGAAAUACAUUUGGGUCGUCUUGCUCGUAGUGCAUGUGGAUGUCGUCGGUGAUGAUUUUAUUUAUAAACUCUGUCCGUUAAAAAAGAAACCUCAUCAUAUCCCUCGAGCGUACCACGAACGAGAUGAAAAGGUAAUCCGAGUUAUUGCACCAUAUGAGCAGGUUGCCGAAUACAUUGUUUCAUGCCAAAAGAAGAAACUCUUGCAAGUCAUUACUGAAGAUGGCACAGAUACACCUGAGGAAGAUGGCACAAAUACACCUGAGGAAGAUGGCACAGAUACACCUGAGGAAGAUGGCACAGAUACACCUGAGGAAGAUGGCACAGAUACACCUGAGGAAGAUGGCCCAAAUGCUUAACGAGUCGAACUACUGAAAUAUAAAAGUAAUCAAAUAAAGAAUUAUAUAAGGCUA